CCCACAGCACCACCCGCGUCCCUAAAAUAUUCAGUUAAGCACAAAUAAAUAAUAAAACACAAUAAUGUGAUGCAACCCAGGAGCCCAGCAAAUCCCUGCCUAAAUACACGGGUCAUAGACGUGUCCAAGGCUAUGACAGCCCCUUCUGACUCCUCUCAAGCCUCGUCUGGGUGCUGUCCGAAGAAACCUGCUGGAUUCAAGGGGGAGAAGGCAGAUAAUGGCACUGGCUGGAGCAUCUGGCGGGAGAUGGGGAGAAAGAAAGUUCCCAGGAAUCUUCGGGUGGAGAGAUCUCUUAAGGGACGAGACUGGCAAAGGAUUUCUCUAACUCUCCAGCCCCCAAUGCGGCUGAAAUGAAGGCGAUGGAUUGGGGGGGGGGGGCUGGUACCCGGGAGGUAUUUUGCUUUGUUUGGCGGAGUCUUCCAAACUGGACUCGGGGGGCUUUGAUUCCCCAGCGGGGUCCCCUUUUCGGCUCGUGAUCUCGGGGCGGCAGCAGCAGCCCAAGUUUGGAUCUGGGUGCGCGGGAGGCGCACGCACUUCCAUUCUGCUCUGGACCAGGAACCCGCUUCCAGCUCGUCUUGUGCAGUGAAGCCGAGGCUGCCACCCCCCCCAGCCACCCCCCGUCCCCUCCCUUGCUUGGAAGAAGCGACCGUCCUCCUUUCCGCCCAUUCUUCCUCCUGCGACCCGCUCCCUGGCCGGAGGUUUCCAGCUCCGGUGCGCCCUCGAAGCGCAGGACAGGGCUGCCUGGGGAAACCUGCGCACCUGCCGCCCAGCCAGGACACCCUGAAAAGAGCAGAGGAAUUUGUUGCACAUCUUGCUUGCUGCCACUGGAUAUACUUGAUCUUGAGUUUCUUGGGACUGCGACGCGGUAAAUUGCACUGCCCAGACAAUGUGGUGGAACGAAGGCUUACAAUGCGCCGUGGAAACGGGAUUCAAUUACUCUAACCAGUGCGAAAACAUCCUGGAACAACAGCAGAAGACCGCGCAGGACCUCUGUACUAUAACAAUUACAUCCUCUGACAGCAGUUGCAAGAACUCCCCCUUUUCAGCAGCCAUCUUGGGCAUCACAUGGGUCUUCCUUACUAGUGGAGUCCUGCUCAGUUUCUUCUUUCUCAUCUUCACAAUUCACUUCAGAAAGAACAGGAUUGUGAAAAUGUCCAGUCCUAACCUGAACAUAGUGACCCUGCUGGGCAGUGGCUUGACCUACAGUAGCGCUUACCUCUUUGGAGUUGAAAGGAAUAAUUCAUUGACCAGGCCAUCCCUGGAGAUGCUGGUUCAGGUGAGAAUCAGCUUGUUGUGCAUUGGGGUCUCUCUGGCUUUUGGCCCCAUUCUAGGGAAAAGUUGGCGGCUGUAUAAGGUGUUCAGUCGGCAAGUUCCAGACAAGAGAGUGAUUAUCAAAGAUUUCCAGCUGCUAGUGCUGGUGUCUGUGUUAGUGCUGGCGGACAUUAUCCUGCUCUUGAUAUGGAUGUUCGUGGAUCCAGUCCAGUGUCUCCAAAGUCUCCAUGCAGAUCUGAAGGUGACAGAGAGAGGUUUGACUUGCACAGUGAGCCAAGGCUACUUCUGCACAUCAACGUACUCUGAUCUUUGGCUUCUUCUCUUUCUGGGAUUUAAGGGCAUCCUCUUGAUCUAUGGGGCUUACCUUGCUGGCCUGACAGACAAUCUCAGCUGUUCACCUGUCAAUCAGUCCCUGACCCUCAUCAUUGGAAUAGCCAUUAUUUUCCUCUCAACGGGUGCUAUGCUUGUGGUGAAUCGUUUUUUCCACUUGUGGCACAACCUGGUCUUUGGAUUUACCUCAGGGGGAAUCUUUGUCUGCACAUCUACAAUCAAUUGUUUAAUCUUUAUUCCACAGCAGGUCAGAAAAUGGAAGGCUUUUGAGAAACAGAAAGAUGACGUCAACAAUAUGGCCAAGUAUUUUAGCAGCUCAAGCAAGAACUUCCACUCCACCAUGUACAGUGAUGAAGAGAUCUACCAGCUGCUGGGGGAAAAGGAUUCCAUGAUGAAGCAGCUGGUAGAGAAAGAUACAGCAAUUGCAACUCUUCAAGAGCAAGUGAAUAAUGCUAAGAAGAAGCUGAUGAGACUUGUGACUGCGGAGGAAAAAUACAAUGCGAUUGACUCUCCGUUUCCUUCUUCUUACUCUGCAGCCAGUUGUUCUUAUGCAGCAGUUGAAAACCCAAUGAGUUCUCCUUUUUCACCUGGUCAGGGGCUAAACUCAAGGCAGCUCUCCCCAUUCACAGUGCAAACCAGGAUUGCUUAGCAAAAAAGAUUCCACUGAUGAUCUGGAACGCACAAAUCAACACCAGCAGAAAAUACUGCCAGAAAUUGCUGUUGGGUACAGACCUCUGAAUGGAUGCAAGAAUGUCGCUGGUCAUUCAAGUGACCAAGAUCAAUGGUUCACCCAAUAUACCACCAC
This is a messenger RNA of Podarcis muralis (Common wall lizard), 2407 nucleotides long. RefSeq names its product G protein-coupled receptor 156 (gene GPR156). Gene Ontology annotation, cellular component: G protein-coupled receptor heterodimeric complex; membrane. The record is from RefSeq and is a predicted model, not a curated record. Gene Ontology annotation, biological process: gamma-aminobutyric acid signaling pathway; G protein-coupled receptor signaling pathway. Gene Ontology annotation, molecular function: G protein-coupled GABA receptor activity. NCBI's taxonomy places the organism in Eukaryota, Metazoa, Chordata, Lepidosauria, Squamata, Lacertidae.